UCCCGCCUCCUUGAGUCUGUAUUGUGGUUUUGAAAGGCUCAUCCAACCCCGCUCUUUCCCUGUCUUUCCCGCCUCUCUCUUGCUCUAUUUUUUCCUUAAAAUCCCUAAUCUUCAUCCCUUUUUCUAUUAGCACUUCUUCAACCCUCUCUCUCUCUCUCUCUCUUUCAUUCUUCGAUUUGCACGCUUCGCCAUGAACCGCAGAACCAGACCAAGCAUCCCUCACCCCUUCCACAAGUACCUCAAACCCGGCGCGCUCGCCCGCAUCCGCGACUCUCGCAUCAGUGCCAGAUCUCACCGCCUCAACUCCCUCCUCCGCCACCAGAUCUCCCUCCACCGCCCUCCCUCGCCGUCGCCGCUACCCGACUCCAACCAGCCUCAGGCCACCGCCACCGCCGCCGAUACCGGCUUCCCGUUCUUCCUCGCUAGGAUCUACGGCCCGCGCUGCCCGCAGCGGAAGAAGCUCAUGGCCGCCAAGUCCAUCCUCUUCGUUCCCGUCAAUCCCGCCGCCGACUCGCCCGAUCUCGUCAUCGACGAUCUUCUCGUCGUCAAUUGAAUCCUUUCUCUCUCUCAAAAAAGAGAAAAACUGUUCGAUUAUUCUUCUCUUGUUGGAUGUACUAUGUAGAGCGGUUUAGAUGUGCAGGUGUAGCACUAUUGUUUUUGAUUCUGUGAAAAAAAAAAACCUUAUUCAGAUAGACCUGAAAUUAAUAAAGUGAAAUUAAUUUUCCUA
Messenger RNA from Glycine soja, 727 nucleotides. RefSeq lists its product as uncharacterized. The transcript has a single exon. NCBI's taxonomy places the organism in Eukaryota, Viridiplantae, Streptophyta, Magnoliopsida, Fabales, Fabaceae. The record is from RefSeq and is a predicted model, not a curated record. Bases 191 to 553 code for a protein of 120 amino acids.